AUGUCAUCCUCACUUGAAAUAUUCAUCUCAUCUUUGCUCCUGUUCGUCUCCAUUUCCCGCGCUCAACCCUCGUUUAGACCAAAUGCUCUGGUCCUCCCAAUGCGAAAAGAUGCCGCUACCCUCCAAUACCUCACCACAAUCCACCAACGCACGCCGCUCGUCCCAGUGAACCUCGCCGUCCACCUCGGAGGCGGCUUCCUCUGGACCGAUUGCGACACUAACUACGUCUCCUCUUCUUAUCGGCCCGUUCGCUGCCGAUCGGCCCAAUGCUCCCUCGCCCGGUACACCUCGUGCGGCGACUGCUUCAAUGGGCCACGGCCCGGAUGCAAUAACGACACGUGCGGCGUAACCCCCGACAACCCUUUCACCCGAACCGCCACCGGUGGCGAGCUCGCCGAGGACACAGUCUCCCUGACGUCCACCGACGGGUCGGCCCUCGGCCCGAACACCACCGUGCCUCGACUCAUAUUCUCGUGUGCCCCAACAUUCCUCCUCGCGGGCCUCGCCCGCGGCGCGAUGGGCCUGGCGGGCCUGGGCCGGGCCCGGAUCGGGCUCCCGUCCCAACUCGCCGCCGCGUUCAGCUUCCGCCGCACGUUCGCCAUCUGCCUCUCCAGAUCGCGCGGAGCGGUUUUCUUCGGGCCCGGCCCGUAUCGGUUCCUCCCAGGAAUCGAUGCGUCGGCCGCGCUACGCUACACGCCGUUGUUCAUUAACCCGGUGAGCACCGCCUCGGCCUACGUGCAAGGGGAGCCUUCGACCGAGUACUUCAUCCGCGUGGACGAAAUUCGGGUAGACGGGUCGCCAAUCCCGAUUAACCGAACCCUCCUCGCGAUCGACGGUGAAGGAAAUGGGGGGACAAAGAUUAGCACGGUCGACCCGUACACGGUACUCGAGAGCUCCAUCUACCGGGCCUUGACCGCGGCCUACGCACGGGCGGCCGCGGCCCGGAACAUAACCCGGGUGGCGAGUAUGGGGCGGUUCGGGUUUUGCUUCGGGAGUGAGAAUGUGGGGAGCACGAGGGUGGGGCCCGCGGUGCCGUACAUCGAGCUGGUGCUGGCGGGGAGUGACGGGCCGGUGUGGACGAUAACGGGUUCGAACUCGAUGGUACAGGUAAACGAGCGGGUUAUGUGUCUCGGGUUUGUGGAUGGCGGGUCGGGGCCGAGGACGGCGGUGGUUAUCGGCGGGUAUCAGUUGGAGGAUAAUUUGGUGCAAUUUGAUUUGGCGAGGUCGAGGAUGGGGUUCAGCUCCACGCUGCUGGGGAGGCGCACCACUUACCAUCGCUCUAAAACCCUCUCCUCUCAGACUCAGAGCGUCUCGCAGCGGCUUCCUUUGCUGCAGUUACUAAACCCUAGCUCCGUCGUCUUCCCCGUUGCAAGAAUGAAGCUAGUCAGGUUUUUGAUGAAAUUGAACAAUGAGACUGUGUCUAUUGAGCUGAAGAAUGGCACAGUAGUUCAUGGCACCAUUACAGGUGUUGAUGUCAGCAUGAACACACAUCUAAAGACUGUAAAGCUUACUCUUAAGGGAAAGAACCCAGUCACGAUGGAUCACCUGAGUGUAAGGGGUAACAAUAUACGCUAUUAUAUUCUUCCUGACAGCUUGAAUCUCGAGACAUUGCUGGUGGAAGAGACUCCAAGGGUCAAGCCCAAGAAACCAACUACUGGGAAAGCCUUGGGGCGUGGUCGAGGCCGUGGUCGUGGGCGUGGACGUGGCCGAGGCCGUUAGAUAUGUCUCCAUUCAUCAUAACUUUUGUAGUCUUUGUCGUGUAAACAUAUGUACUCAAGAGAGACUAAUAAUAUAUUUCGAAUGUCUGUGCUAUUAUUAGUUUUUGUCCCUUUAUUGAGGAUUUGCUUAAUGGAAAUCGAAAUUUGGCUUGGAAUGUGUGAUUCCUCAUGAGUUGAGUUGUGUAUGAAUAAACCAAAAUUAGAAGAUGAUUGAUUUAGGCAAGUGGAUAAUAUCAGAACAAGAAUGAUGAUUAGUUAG
Striga asiatica is the source of this 1977-nucleotide messenger RNA. NCBI's taxonomy places the organism in Eukaryota, Viridiplantae, Streptophyta, Magnoliopsida, Lamiales, Orobanchaceae. The record is from the annotation of a GenBank genome assembly.